Penicillium canescens is the source of this 237-nucleotide messenger RNA. RefSeq lists its product as uncharacterized. The coding region runs from base 1 to 237 and encodes 78 amino acids. Lineage: Eukaryota; Fungi; Ascomycota; Eurotiomycetes; Eurotiales; Aspergillaceae. The transcript has 2 exons. The record is from RefSeq and is a predicted model, not a curated record.
AUGGAUCGAUCCCAGAAGUCCAGAGCCAUUCUGACAAUUGUGAAAUCGGCGACCGAGAUCGUCUUUGAGCUCCUGAACACCAGCGUGUCCCAGUACGGCAUUACGUUCCGAGAGUAUGCAACGGGACUGGACGCAGGCUCCGUGGAGGUAGCGAGUGGCGGUGUUGGGAAAUUCAACCCUCGUGGUUCGAUCAAACCGGGAGAUUUUAUUCAACUGGGCCUCUUGGAUAGAGGAUAG